AUGUCCGACUCUAAUAUCCCAUCUGAAAUGAGUGCUUUGUACUACCAUGAGGCUCGAAACUUUGAGGUCAAGAAGGUACCUGUUCCCACCAUCAACGACAAUGAAGUCCUCCUCAAAGUCGACAUCUGUGGUGUAUGCGGUACCGACCAACAUAUCCAUGAAGGAGAAUUCAUCUCCAAGUUCCCUUUGAUUCCCGGACACGAAGCCGUUGGUAAAGUUGUUGCCAUGGGUAAAAACGUCAAAGGUUUCUCUCUUGGUGACCGAGUGGCUGCCGAUGUCGGAGAGACCUGUGGAUGGUGUCACUAUUGCCGAAAGGGUGAUGAGCUCUUCUGUGAGCACUUCACCCCUGCCGGUGUCGCCAGAGACGGUGGUUUUGCCGAUUAUAUCAAAUACCACUUCGCCAAAUGUUACAAGAUCAAGAACCUCGGUGAUGAGGAAGCUACUCUCCUUGAGCCCGCAUCAUGUGCCAUUCACGGUAUGGACAAACUCAAGAUGCCUUUCGGUGCCAAAGUCCUCUUGAUCGGUGCUGGACCCACUGGUUUGAUCUUGGCUCAACUGAUGAAGAUCGGUGGUGCCGGACACAUCACCAUUGCCGCCAACAAGGGUAUCAAGAUGGAUAUCGCUCGAAAAGUUGAUGCUGCCGAUGCAUACAUUGAUCUCGACAGACAAGAUGCCGCCAACCAAUGGGCUAACAUCAAGAAAGAGAACCCAUACGGUUUCGAUGUUGUAGCUGAAUGUACCGGUGUCGAAUCUAUCGUAAACGACGCCAUCAACUACGUUACUCGAGGUGGUACUUUACUCGUCUAUGGUGUCUACGAGGACAAAGCUAGACUUCCAUCUUGGUCUCCUACCGAUAUCUUCGUUAACGAAAAGCGAAUCAUCGGUUCAUUCUCCCAAACAUACUGUUUCCCAAGAGCUAUCGAACUCCUCGAUUCAGGUAAAAUCAAGACUACAGGUAUGGUCACCGAUGUCUUCGAUCUUAAGGAUUACCAAAAAGCUCUUGACAAAAUGGCCACUCGACAAGCCCUUAAGAUCGCCAUCAGACCUUAA
Molecule: messenger RNA, 1050 nt
Organism: Kwoniella shivajii
Lineage: Eukaryota; Fungi; Basidiomycota; Tremellomycetes; Tremellales; Cryptococcaceae
Product: chlorophyll synthesis pathway protein BchC
Exons: 8
Coding region: 1-1050 (349 amino acids)
Molecular function (GO): oxidoreductase activity; zinc ion binding
Source: RefSeq, a predicted model, not a curated record